Messenger RNA from Pocillopora damicornis (cauliflower coral), 2778 nucleotides. RefSeq names its product CUB domain-containing protein 2. Lineage: Eukaryota; Metazoa; Cnidaria; Anthozoa; Scleractinia; Pocilloporidae. Gene Ontology annotation, molecular function: protein binding. The record is from RefSeq and is a predicted model, not a curated record.
UUGUUCCGCUAUUACUGGUGAUUACGUGAGACGGUGUCUGCAUUUACCGCGCACUUAAAUCGCGAGGCUUCACUUGAGACUUAAGUUUGCUUAUAGGAAGUUAUUAACGAUUCUGACCUCACCGAGGAGGGGUAUAGUUCAGUAAUCACGUUCUGACGAGAAUCAAGCUUCUGUUUGAGCGCAACCUUUGUACAGCAGAAAGUUAACUCUUCAAAGACCGAUUUUCUUUCGUUUGUGGUUUCGGUUUCGCGUCUUCGUAACAUCUAAGUGGGUCUUUUUCCGGCUUUGUUUACAGCAGAGAAAUGGUAGAAAGGCAAUGGAGAAAAUGUGUGGCUUGUUUAAGGUACGUUUUCGUUUUCUGUGGGCUGUUAGUCGCGGCGAAACCAUCAACUACAGAUUCAAACUCAAGAGGAACUUGCAAUUUUGUCAAGACUGACUCUUCAGGGGAAAUUCUCAGCCCGAGCUAUCCCCAACCAUAUCCAGAGGACAUUGAAUGUACAUGGGAAAUUAAAAUGCCGUUGUUUGAAACUAUAGUUGUUGUGUUUAAACAUUUCAACCUGAACUCGCCUUCAGGGGACUUCUUCUGCGAGAGAGGUGACUUUGUCGAAGUUUACGAUGAGCAAGGUGGUCUUUUAGGCAAAUAUUGUACGGGGAAUUUACCCCCAAGACAGAUAACUUCUAAGAGCAACAUCUUAAGAGUUGUUUUUAAGUCGCAUAAUCGAACAACAGAGAGCACGGCUCUCACUUAUCAAAGUGGUUUUAGUGCAAUUUAUGCCUCUUGUGGUGGGUUCUUCACGGAUGCUGUAGGUCUUCUUCAGAGCCCAAGUUAUCCUGAUCAAUUUCCAGCAGAUAUUCAUUGUUUGUGGCAGAUAAGAGUACCAUCAGACUAUGUAAUCGAGCUUCGUUUUAAGGACUUUCAAAUGGAUGGAAUGUAUCCGUGCAGUGUUGACUACGUUAGAGUGAAAGAUGGUUUUAAUACUAAUUCCACUGAGUUAGGGCACUUCUGUACCACGCGACUUCCUAAUGAGGAGACUCCCGUUCGUUCAACGGAUAACAAAAUGUCCCUGGAGUUCAAAUCAUACAAAGAAAGCAAUUCGCGGGGAUUUAAGGCUGAGUACACUCGAGUUUCUCAUUGCAAUGGGCUCUUGCAAGGUGAUUACGGAAGAUUCACUUCUCCGGGUUACCCCGGUUCGCGGCAAAUGGACAGAACCUGCAGUUGGCUUAUAACAGUCUCAGAGGAGAAGAUAGUGUCAUUGAGGUUUGAUUUUUUCGCUGUCGAUUCUUUCACUGGGAUGUUUUCAAUUUCUGGAGACUGUGGAGAUGAUUUUGUAGAAUUGUUUGAUGGUACCAGUUCUGAUGACCCCUCCUUGGGAAAAUUCUGUACUGUCAAUAAUAAACCUACUGAUAUGGUGCGCUCAAGUGGUAGACAGAUGUUUGUAAAACUAAAAACAAGUUUCCGAAAUGAAGGAGAUGGUUUUUCAGCCAGUUACUAUGGUAUGGAUCCCUAUAGCCACUUUGCAGGAUGCAGCUUAUUUGACCAGCAACUGUUGUUUACAUGCAAUAAUGGACAGAGGAUCCAAUGCCAGUGGAAAUGCGAUGGUACAAACGAUUGCACAGAUGCAUCAGAUGAAUUAUUCUGUAAACCUACACCAACUCCUACCAGCCAGUCAAGUAGUGAUAUACGCAACUACGUCAUUGUCAUUCUCUCUAUUACUGGUUCUUGUCUGUCCAUUGUAUGCAUUGGGUUUAUGAUAGAUCGUUUGAGAAGGAAGCGCACUGUACGACCAAGAAGAAGACACAACCUUAGAAGACUACGGCGUUCAAGGCUCUCAUCUUCUGGUGAUGCCCCCUUAACAGAUGAACCAUCAUCUCCUCCACCUCCUUAUGAAAAUGCAUGCUACGGGGUGUCUUUCAUUCAACCGCACCUAACUAAUUCUUCUCCACAAAGAGGUAGUCCUGGUGCAUUUCAGAACAGCAGAAGGAUUCAAGCCUCAGAGCAGGUUUUAUCUAACAGCAGCCAAGAAAAUACUUCUGCAAAUGUCAGAACAGAACAAAUGAUCAACAACAGUGAACAGACCAAUGCACAAGAAAUCCAGGCUAUGAUGUUAACAGAAGAAGAAGAAAGAAGGGAUGGCAUUCAUGGUAAUGUAUUCAUUGGAACAGUCUCCCCUUCAGAGUCUAUUAAUUCACUGAAUGACACUGCUCCUCUUAUUCACCGAUCUGAAAGUGUUAUUGAACUUUAAAUGAUAAAAUCAUAUGCUUUAUUAACCUCCAUAAUUGAGGAAAAAAAGAGUUGGUAAGUUUUUUUUAUGUAUUUAUAUAAUUUAUUAAUAAUGAUUGGGUAGAUUCAUGAUACUUCUAUUUGAGUGAUUAAUUCUCCCACAAGCCUAGCAAUAGCCUAUGAUGUGUAAAAUUGCAUUUUUUUUCAAUUUAUAGUGUCUGUUUUACUUGUUCAUGAAUGUUUUGCUGCUACAUUUACCACAUAGUGUUCAUUCAAUCAAAAACCAUGCUCAUGUGUUAACAGCCAAUGUUUCAAGAGUGAACAGUUAUCAAAAAAAUACAAUAGAGCUCAGUUUCCUCGUUGAUGCCCAAAGUGUCUUCCUGGUUGUUCAGGUUAAAAUGCAGGUUUUAAACACCACAUUAUCUUACUUUGGAAUGUAUUUUUAAACAUCCUCCAAGUCUAUUCUUUGUUAACCCUUUAACUCCCUGAUCAAAUUUGUAAUUCUCCUUACUGUCAACCAUACAAUUCUUAUAAUGUUAGUUUAGAAAAUUUAGUAU